AACCUUGCAAUAUUUACACAAAGUAUUAUCAUCAUCAACUUCAGACUGGACACCGUGUCAGCAAGCGCCCUCUUAAAUCAAUAUAUAUAUAACUGUGUCAGAAGCACAACCGUUAUUCUUCCGUUGUUAUAUUUCACGUUGAGGUCCAGUGUUAAUAGUUUUUAUAUUGUAAAGGAAGAGAAUGGGUUUGCCGCAAGUGUAUUUCAAUAUCACUGCAGAUAAGAAGCCUAUCGGCCGUAUCGUGAUAGAAUUGCGACCAGAUGUGGUACCAAAAACUUCAGAGAAUUUUCGUGCUCUCUGUACAGGAGAGAAAGGGUUUGGAUACAAAGGUAGCACCUUUCACCGUGUAAUUCCAAACUUUAUGUGUCAAGGAGGAGAUUUUACAAAUCAUGAUGGCAGCGGAGGUAAAUCUAUCUAUGGAGAGAGGUUCGAAGAUGAAAACUUUGAACUUAAACACACCGGUCCUGGUAUACUUUCCAUGGCCAAUGCUGGACAACAUACCAAUGGAUCUCAAUUUUUCAUAACAACUACUAAAACUCCUUGGUUGGACAAAAAACACGUAGUGUUUGGUUCCGUUAUCGAAGGUAUGGAUGUAGUCAAAAAGAUAGAAAGUAUCGGUUCCCAAUGCGGCAAAACCCAUCAAAAGAUAGUGAUCGCGGAUUGUGGACAGCUUUAAAAGCCUUCCUGUUACAUACAUUUCAAUAAAUAUUUAACAACAUUUC
Messenger RNA from Vespula pensylvanica (western yellowjacket), 722 nucleotides. RefSeq names its product peptidyl-prolyl cis-trans isomerase. Lineage: Eukaryota; Metazoa; Arthropoda; Insecta; Hymenoptera; Vespidae. Gene Ontology annotation, biological process: protein peptidyl-prolyl isomerization; protein folding. Gene Ontology annotation, cellular component: intracellular membrane-bounded organelle. The record is from RefSeq and is a predicted model, not a curated record. The coding region runs from base 182 to 676 and encodes 164 amino acids. Gene Ontology annotation, molecular function: peptidyl-prolyl cis-trans isomerase activity. The transcript is spliced from 2 exons.